Molecule: messenger RNA, 451 nt
Organism: Poecilia reticulata (guppy)
Lineage: Eukaryota; Metazoa; Chordata; Actinopteri; Cyprinodontiformes; Poeciliidae
Source: RefSeq, a predicted model, not a curated record
AGACCUCGACAGGUGAUGUGGACCAGUGAUGCAUGCUCUGUAUUAUUUUCCAGGUAUUACAAGGUGUCUGAUCCAGGAUCAUGGGUUGGAGUGAACACCAAUACUGGAGAGCUGACGGUUACGAACACCAUUGACAGAGAGUCCCCUCUUGUCCAGGAUGGGAUUUACAACAUCACCGUCAAGGCUGUUGAUGCCACCUCUAAAUCAGGAAUAGGAACCGUAAUCCUUGUGAUAGGGGAUGAAAAUGACAACAAGCCAACAAUCCCAAAGGAACUGACGAUGUGUAAAAAACCUGAUGGCAGCCUGAAUUCCCUGGUGGUUGUUGCUGAAGACAAUGACGCCACUCCAUUUUCCAGCCCCUUCAGCUAUUCCAUGCCAGCAAAACAUGACGGAAAUUGGGAUGUGUCUUCAUACAAUGGUUGGUACUAAAGUUGUGUGUUUCAAUAGAGUC